Ananas comosus (pineapple) is the source of this 1866-nucleotide messenger RNA. RefSeq lists its product as uncharacterized. NCBI's taxonomy places the organism in Eukaryota, Viridiplantae, Streptophyta, Magnoliopsida, Poales, Bromeliaceae. The transcript has 7 exons. Bases 76 to 1719 code for a protein of 547 amino acids. The record is from RefSeq and is a predicted model, not a curated record.
AGAAGGAAAAAUAAGAAAAGAAAACUCUAAAACCUCCAUAAUUAUCUCUAUGAAUUAUUAAUCUUAACAAAAGCCAUGAGCAACCUUCUUAAGAUCCUCUCCUCCCCCUCUCUAUUCCUUCUUCUUCUUCUUCUAAUAAUAGCCACUCCAACUAUACUCCUCUACUCUUCUAAUGAUGGUGCAUGGAUCAGGAACAUCCCCUUCCACACUGUUGGAUUGGGAGGUGACCUCCUCCUCCUUUUCCGAUGGCGGGCUCCGCGGCCGAUGCUCGGUCGACCCGUCGAGCGCGUCGAAGACAUCGUCCCCGUCUUCGUCGGGAUGGCGCAGCUGCCGUCGUCGUCGGGCGCGGCGCCGCCCCUCGAGUGGAAGGGCGCUUGCUUCUACAAGAAUAAGGCUUGGGUGGAGCUUCAUAACAAGACCGGCUCUCCCUUUGGUGGCGCCACCCUCCAUAUAAAGACAAGCAAUGCUCAUAGUUGGACAUGCAUGGAUCUUUAUGUCUUUGCAACUCCGUACCGCGUGACAUGGGAUUACUACUUUCUGUCGCGAGAACAUACCCUUGAUUUCAAAGAGUGGGAGGGGGAAGCUGAGUAUGAAUAUGUAAAACAUAAUGGAGUAUCGAUCUUCCUCAUGCCAUCUGGGAUGAUCGGCACCCUACGUGCUCUGGUGGACAUUUUCCCUUUGUUUACAAAUACUCAAUGGGGUGAAAAUAAGAAUCUUGCUUUCCUUAAAAAACAUAUGGGGGCGACAUUUGAGGAAAGACCGCAACCAUGGGUUUCAGAGAUAAAUGCCGACGAUCUUCACUCUGGGGACUUUUUAGCUCUAUCGAAAAUUCGUGGGCGGUGGGGUGGUUUUGAAACCCUAGAGAAGUGGGUCACUGGAGCUUAUGCUGGGCACACUGCUGUUUGCCUUAGGGAUGCUGAAGGAAAGCUUUGGGUCGCAGAGUCUGGCCAUGAGAAUGAGAAGGGAGAAGAUGUUAUUGCAAUUCUGCCUUGGGAGGAGUGGUGGGACUUUGAGGUGAACAAAGAUGACUCAAACCCUCAUAUCGCGUUGCUUCCUCUGCAUCCUGAUAUGCGGGCCAAAUUCAACGAAACUGCCGCUUGGGAGUAUGCAAAUAGCAUGUCAGGGUUGCCUUACGGCUAUCAUAAUAUGAUCUUUAGUUGGAUUGAUACCAUAAGUGGGAACUACCCACCACCCUUAGAUGCACAUGUGGUUGCCUCUUUUAUGACCAUGUGGACUAAGCUCCAGCCAGCUUAUGCUGGUAAUAUGUGGAAUGAAGCCCUGAACAAACGACUUGGAACUGAGGGUCUUGAUCUAGCUGAAAUCAUGGUUGAAUCAGAAAAGCAAGGGAUAUCAUUUGAGAAGUUGCUGACUAUCCCUGAACAGGAUGAUUGGGUUUACAUCGAUGGAAAAUCGACAUCUUGUGUCGUGUUCAUUCUUGGAAUGUACAAGGAGGCUGGACUUUUUGAACCAUAUUCCAGUUCCAUACAAGUCAGUGAAUUCACUAUAAAAGAUGCAUACUCUCUCAACUUUUUCGAAGACAACACAACCCGCUUGCCUGAAUGGUGCAACAAAGACGAUACUGUGAAGCUCCCCUUUUGUCAAAUUAAGGGAAGGUAUCGGAUGGAAUUUCCAGACUACAAUAUAAUGCAGCCAUACCCUCACAUGAAUGAAAAGUGCCCCUCCCUACCGCCAAAUUAUGUGAGAUCUAACUAUUGCUGAAACUGCUACUCUUCGGAAACCUAUCUACUACUUUCUUAGUAAAAUUGCAGGGACCUCCCUACAAAUAUUGUGAAUCUCAUUUUGCCUCCUGAAAUAUCAAUAUCAACUCAUAUUACCUCCUUAUAUUACAAUAUGUCAUUUCAGCGU